Echinostoma caproni is the source of this 2616-nucleotide messenger RNA. The record is from the annotation of a GenBank genome assembly. NCBI's taxonomy places the organism in Eukaryota, Metazoa, Platyhelminthes, Trematoda, Plagiorchiida, Echinostomatidae.
AUGGAUGCAUUCAAAACGUCCAAUCCACUUUGGGCACCACCACCGCCUUCAACCACAACAUCAUCCUCAUCGUCCGUACCAUCUGGACCAUCCAGAAUUCCUGAUCUCCUUUAUACUCCCCUGAUCAAACCAGAAAUAAUGCCAGGUUAUCCAGCAUUAGUACCUCCGUUCCCUUUCUGUGAAGGUUUAAGUAUGUUGCCUUCUUUGUAUGCAUCGGUACAACGGAAUGCCACUGGUGGUGGCAGUGGUCUGAUCAACCCGUCUACUGAAUCUAACCUAGCAAUUGGUCCCUCUUGGAGUGAAAAUCGUGCCGAUAUGAGUAAUGAUUGUCGGACUGAUGCGAACAGUGGAUCAGUGUGGCCCGGUGCUUCCCCACGUUUAUCGAGAAUAGAAGCACCACUGGGAGCGGAUCAUCAUCAGAUCGGUCUCAAUUCCGAACCACGUUUAAACGUAAUUGGUAUGAUAAACCAAACAAAUCAUCCGAAAUCACCAGAUAUUUCUGGGAAAUCGGUUAGAGAGUUAAAUAAAUCACUGACACAUGCAGCAAACACAGGUUCGCCUAGCAAGCCCGCACACGGCAACACUACCACUGCCACAACAACAACAACAACAACAACACCAACAACACCAACAUCCUCGUCAGCCCCGACGACAGUAUCAACACCAACAAACAGUACCGGGAUAGCUAAUGUGACAUCAGCAUCAGGCCAUGGAAACACGUAUCCGGAGAAUCAAGCUGGUUCCACAAACGGUCUUGUGCAUAACACUCUACGCAAAACAAGAUCAGACAUGAAGGUCAUUCAUCGAUAUCUGGUUCAAGUAAAACAUGAUACCCGUGACAUACAUCAGAUACCAUACUACGAACUGGAUCAAUAUAUUCAAGAUUUUGUUCUCACAGCAAAAAAGAAGGAUGGACAUGAGUAUGAACCUGAGUCGUUGAAAGCGUUUGUUCACUCGUUGGAAAGGCAUCUGAAACAUCAUGAUUAUCCACACUCCGUUCUGAAAGGAAGUGCUUUUACCGGGACCCGAGCUGUGCUCAAUCAACGUCUGAACGAGCUCCGGGCCCUGAGUCGUUCAGGUGCGUCGACACAUCUGACUUAUGCGUCUGUGUUCGGAUCAGGCAAACGCGCCAUGGACGAUUCGGGACUGGAUACCGGGUCGGGACAUGGGGCGACGGCAGGAAUGAGCAAGAGAUCUCAAGCCGGAAAGAUGCUGACCACAGGGGCUUUAAUUCAAGCUGGACUACUAGGAAAAGACAACCCACAGGCCGUCCUUAACAGUCUUUGGUUGAUUAAUCGUACACAGUUCAAUAUUGGAGGUACGCAACGCCAUCGAAAUCUUGUCUGGGGUCAGUUCCAGUUAAUCACAGAUGAUCAUGGUGUGAAGUCUAUCAAAUUUACGCCAUUGUUUGAAUCGGCCGAAGUACGCUACUGUCGCGGUCAUGGUGGUGGUAAAAACACAGCGACCGAUUUCAGUGGUCGCUCGGUUUCAGGAAUGCAAACUCUUACCGGUUCGAAUUUGUCAAAACGUCAACCUCUACCCUUCAACUGCGUCGAACUGUUUGAGUUGUACGCCAAUCUCCGCCCCGUCGAGGCCCGUGGUGUAUCUGAACCAUUUUAUUUAUGUCCCGAAUCAGCUUGGGAGCAAAGUGGUAGCUGGUUUAAAACCUCAGCCGCCGGUUCUCAAUUACUGUCUCGAAUUCCGCGUCUUUUGGGUUUGAAACCUUCGCGUGAGCCUCCAGUCCAAUUAGACGCUUCCAGCAUUGAAACACGCGAUAUGUCUGGAGCCAACCUGACCAGAGAUCCAGCCCUCACCAAUGGAGACAGAAAUACAUCGUUUGGUCAUACUCCAGUCCCAGUGCCCAAGCAUUUCUUCGACCAGUCUUUCCCGGCUGCACCUAUCGGUUCCGGAUUGCCAUCAAUACACCCAUCACUGGGUCCUAAUUUGUUUAAUCUUUUUCCUUUCAUGUUCAAUUGUCCGACAGAUACCAACGGAUCCACUGUCGCUCAAAAUCCUUACAUGCUUCCGAGUUCGGCGUACGCGAAUUUGUUGGCGAACAAUCCACUCCUGUCUUAUUCGGCACGGUUCGAUCAGGACGCGGAAAAAAAUAUCAGCUUAUUACCUGUCUCCCGUGCGUCUGAAGCAGACGACUUAAGUCGAACGGGUGAACUUGAUCUGUGUCGACCGAAGCUUUCUCCGCGGCACUCUGUUCUUCGAUCUCCUCUGUCCCAUCCAGUACCCAGUUCCGAUGGAACUCCUUCUCCCACAGACGCCGAAAACCUGUCCUUGUCCGAUAUGUCCCCUAGACUUCAAUGUGCUGUCAGAGGGGCUGAUUCAACGUCCUUAUCAAAGAAUACGAGCUCAUCAGUCGAUAACAGUGAAUCUGUUUCGAGGAAACACUCUGGCAGUUCCAGUGAACGAAUCAAGCUAGACGAUGGUAUUUAUGUCAAGGAUGGAUCCACGGAUUUAAGUGGUGAUAUGGCCAACAGAGCUUCAAUGGCAUUCAGUCAAAAUCCAAUUGAGUUUGCUAAACCUGACGCCCUGAAAGCGUUCCGGAUUAAACUUCUGUUGCUAUGGGUUUGGUGGCUUCAUGCGGCGGGUCAGAUUAUACAAUAG